This is a messenger RNA of Gallus gallus (chicken), 1463 nucleotides long. It is a transcript of the gene LRRC23, whose product is annotated as leucine rich repeat containing 23. NCBI's taxonomy places the organism in Eukaryota, Metazoa, Chordata, Aves, Galliformes, Phasianidae. The record is from RefSeq and is a predicted model, not a curated record. Gene Ontology annotation, molecular function: protein binding. The coding region runs from base 65 to 1096 and encodes 343 amino acids. The transcript has 6 exons.
GGCGCGGCCCGGCGGGUACGGGGCCCCGUGAGGCCUGACUGCCAUCGGAGAGCGGGACGAGGAGAUGGAGGGCGGGGGGCUGAGCGAGGAGGAGGAGGAGUCCUUCGGUCAUGGGGAGGGGGAGGAGGAGGAGGAGGAGGAGGGUGACGAGGAAGAGAAACCGCUGUCGGAAGAGGAAGAGGAAGAGGAGAAGCAGGUGCUGGUCGCGUGUCCCCUGACGGAGGAGAUGCUGAAGGAGGGCCUCUCCCUCCUCUGCAAAAUUGGCAACGGCCUGGCGCACGCUUAUGUGAAGUUUGAAGCCAAGUAUAAGGACUUGACAGACAUCAGUCUCCUUGAAUGCUUCAUUCACCUGCGGUAUGUGGAUUUGUCAGAGAACAAGCUGCAGGAUUUGUCUCCAUUGAGCAGCCUAACCCACCUGCUUUGGCUGAAGGUGGAUGGGAAUCUGCUUAGCAGUGCCCACAUGCAGGAGCUUCCCUACCUCCAGUUCAUCAGCUUUGCUCACAACCACAUCAAGAAUAUGGAGGGUAUUACUCACCCCCACUUAACCAGCCUCAGCCUUAAAGGUGGUACAGACUACUCUCUUCAUUAUUGUGCAUAUAGAAAACUCUCUUUGAGUGGUAUUAACUCUCAUUAUUUCUUCGUCCUCUGGCACUCAGGAAAUAAAAUCCCAACAGCACUGGGUCUGAGUCAAGCAUUGUAUAGCCUGCGUACCCUGGAGCUGCGAGGAAACAAGCUAGAGAGCACAGCAGGGCUUUACCUUCCCAAGCUCAAGAACCUCUAUCUGGCCCAGAAUGCCAUUAGGAGCCUUGAAGGCCUUGAGGCACUAGAGCAGUUGUCAACUCUGCACCUGCGUGACAAUGAGCUUGAGACCCUGGAUGGAUUCUCUAGCAGCAUGAAGUGCCUGCAGUACCUCAAUCUACGGAACAAUGGGAUCAGUAGCUUGCAGGAAGUGGCAAAACUGCAGGUGCUCCCCAUGCUGCAGGCCCUGGUGCUGAUGGAGAAUCCGUGCUCAGAUGAAGCAAACUACCAGCAGGAGGUCCUGGUCCAGCUGCCACACCUGAAGCGUCUCGACAAGGAACCAGUUGAGCAAAAUUAGCAUGCAGAGGCAAAUGAAAUCUGUUAGAAAAGGCAGGAAAAUGAAAAGGAAAUGGAGGUAUCUCUCCAGAGUGAUGUGACUGAGUGAUCUCUGGUUUAAAUCCCUGUUCCCUGCAAAGAUUGGGGGAUGCAUCUUCCCAUGUGCAAAGCGAGAGCUGUAGGUAUGAGGUUCACCUCAUUUUGCCUGAAGAAGAGAGGAGUAUCCUGGAUGCUGCUUUCAGUUACUGCAGUGUUUUUACAGUCUCUGCACGUACAUACCCCAAGUAGUCCCAAGAGGGAAAAGGGGGGUUACAAAUUGUGUGGUUUGCUUUAUGGCUUGCAGAAAUUCUACAUGAUUUUCUUAUUUGGAUAAAAAUAUUUAAUGAGUC